Messenger RNA from Mytilinidion resinicola, 1697 nucleotides. RefSeq lists its product as uncharacterized. The transcript has a single exon. The record is from RefSeq and is a predicted model, not a curated record. The coding region runs from base 1 to 1251 and encodes 416 amino acids. Lineage: Eukaryota; Fungi; Ascomycota; Dothideomycetes; Mytilinidiales; Mytilinidiaceae.
AUGGACUAUAACUUCGAGUUUCCGCCGAAGACGGGAGCCUCUCGUGAAGCCGACUCGCUAGGAUCAGCGAUAGAUAGUAGUGCGCGCAGAGACUACUUCAAGAAGCAAGAGCAAGCUCGAAUCUUGCAGAUGCAAGACAUGUGGUGGCCAAACAAUCAGCACCCAGCUCCUCUACGUGAAAUACAGGUUGGGGAAGAAGCCGCUAGCACUGACUACAUCCACCAACGGGAGAGACUGAAGAAAGGCUUGAUGAAUCUGGGCAAGCAGGCAGAGAGGAACCCGACGAGCGAUUAUGCUAGCACAAUGGCCGGGCUCAACACCCUCCGUCUAGACAUAGACACUGUCCGCCCACGUCGAGAUGCCCAUGUUCCUCAGGUGCCACCCGGGUUCGAGAAAACCUUUCCUACACCACCCACGCGUCCAGCCCAGCAGCGCGCUAUGUCGACCCUGAAUGCGAAUGCACCGCCCUACCGCACCGCCUAUUCUUCUCAUGUCCCGCCGCGCGCCAUGAACGACUCUCCUAGUGCACCCAGUGUCGCUACAGCCGCCAACCUUCGCGUCAGUGACCCGGACAAUGUGCAGCUUGCGGUCCCCGAGAUUGCCACGAGCGUCACGCAAAAGAAGCCAAUCAAACAAGAGUUUUCUGGCCCUUUCUUCAUGGAUACUAUGCCAACUUCUCACGCACCCACGACGCCAUUGGCCCCCUGUCUGGCCGAAGAAGAGAAGCUCCAAGCAUGGUGGACGGAUGGCCAGCGUCCCGCACGACAACAGGAGUACUACAAGACUAUCAUGUCAACAUCGACCACAAUCCGGGCCCGCAACGCUACUCUCGCGCCUGGAGGACCGGUUUCGAGGGGCGGCAAUCACAAGGUCGCUGAUCGCCUCCUUAUUCCGCUGAUCGAAAAUCUUCGAGAGUAUGUGGACGAGAUGAACAACAGCCAGAGCGGCGGACGGGACUACUUUACACGCUCGUUUGUCCCUCCACCGCAGUAUGCAGUCGAUAGGAGUGGCAGCGGAAGUCACACGUUUUUCGGCGAAGACUGCGGGGCAACGCCGCUGCGGAUCGGACGAGACCCCAGAUACACUGGAUACAGCGGAGCUCGGCAGGCCGUUGGUGUCGGUGGGAGCGUGAGCAUGAGGGGAGCAGGGAAUGAGGGUUCGAUGGCAUUCCAGCGACUUGGCAUUGAGGAGAGGUGGGAAAGACUUAAGUAUGAACGAAAGUUUGGUAGAGCGGACAGACUGUGGAACUAAUACACGGAGUGAGCGCGAGUGGUCAUGGCGAUUUCCUUUUUUCAACAUCUUCAUAUUUGCAAUGGCGAGGCGUUGGCGGCUCAGGGAUGACGGAUUAAUGAUAGGGGCACGCUGAGGGUGCCGGUGCAUGAAAACAGGGGAGAAAAUUUUUUCCUCUUUCUUUUCUUUUUUGCUCAACGACAUCAUCUGUGUGUCUACCUUCCGCUUUCCACCGCCUGAGGAGAGUGGAUCCUUUACGAGGUUCCUCUCCGUGGUUGUAGCCGGUAGGGCUUCUCGAGGCUUGGGCGGAGCCCCGACACCGCGGGAGGGUGGCGGAGCAGGAGCAGGUGGAGCGUGCAUAAUCCGGGUGCAUAGUAUACCCCUUGAAGCGUUAAGAAUGGCACAGUAGACUACCAGGAAAGACACUCCGGCUUCUCCCCGGACUGGAUAGCCGGCGCUAUCUGAUG